Perkinsus marinus ATCC 50983 is the source of this 1119-nucleotide messenger RNA. RefSeq lists its product as hypothetical. The coding region runs from base 1 to 1119 and encodes 372 amino acids. The transcript has 5 exons. NCBI's taxonomy places the organism in Eukaryota, Perkinsozoa, Perkinsida, Perkinsidae. The record is from RefSeq and is a predicted model, not a curated record.
AUGGCAUCAACAUCAUCAUCUGACGAUGUUGCUGUCCACAAUACAGUGGUCUCACCCGAGAUGGAGACUAACUCCGAUACCACCACUGAUGAUGAUGGUGGCAGGAGGAGGAAUAGAGAUCCACCAAUAGUGACUUUAUCGAGGCAUCUGAUAGCAGAUUAUAAUGAUGAGUCCUAUAAUGCAGCAGCAGCAACAGUUACGAAGGGCCAUGGGCUGGGGAGGCAGCCAUCUCUAUGGUUGGACUUGAGUGAUAUGUGGCAAGAGGCCACACAUGUCGUGGGAGGCUUGGUACAACAGGCCAAGGGAUUCCAACUCCCCGAGUCUUGUCGGUAUAACACUUAUCAUGUACCCACACCUAGGGCCAUAUCUUCUCACGCCUAUAUUGAGGUCCUUCCUGAUGAAGAUCCUCAGACUGCCAAAUACGAUCAGAUAUUCCUCUGUCCUUAUGACUCCAUUCCCUCUGACCUCGGGCCCUGGCCUGCUGAGCCCAUCACAAUAGAUGGGUCAGCCUGUAUGGAUCGACAGGAACUGGGUCUAUAUCACAACCAGGAGACUUCCUUGGAAUGCUACUCCCAAAUUACUGAUGAUGUUACUCGAGUCAUGGAUCAACUCGAGAUGCCUGUGUUCUUGGUUUCUGGGUCCCUACUUGGUUGGUACAGACAUAAUCAAAGCCAGAUCCCAUGGGCUGAAGACGCCGAUGUUGGACUCAUGCGCGAUGAUUGUGAUGCCUCGUUCAGACGGUAUGGUGGCGACUUCGACAAUAUCUUGGAUUUACUCAAGGCCAAGAUGGGCCCAGGUUAUCGUAUAGCUGCUCAUCUCCCUGGAAAUGGAACUGAUCUGCCUAGUAACUCCUUUACCGGCUGCAAUACUGAUGUAUUCUACGCCCAGAUAGACUACAAGGGUCACACCUGUCAUGUGGAUGUAUGGGUGCUAUCGCAACAGGAUAAAUGGUCUGCUGAUUUCAACCAGAAGUGCAAGUGUCCAGAUUCGGUGCCUUUCCCUAGAGUCUGCCGUUGGCCUAAUGCUUGCAAUACAGUGUCCGACUUGGUACCAUCUACAUGGUCAACUCAAAGAGGGUCCAUGGGACGGACCAAGCCAAUGAUCUCUCCUGCUUGUUGA